AUGGCGAAAAGGGUUGUUCUAGAAAUUAAAGCGUACGUGGAAAAGGUUUGUCCAAUUAGGUACACGAAACCGCCAUCGUGGGUAGAACUGCCAAAAGCAGAACAGACUCGCAAGACAGAGACAGUAAACUUAGGACCCACAACCUUGGGAAUGCGUAAAAACGUUGCCCCCCUUGGCCUAUUGUCCGAUCGUACACAAACAAUAGCACAUAGGACAGUAGAUGAGUGA
Molecule: messenger RNA, 228 nt
Organism: Sphenostylis stenocarpa
Lineage: Eukaryota; Viridiplantae; Streptophyta; Magnoliopsida; Fabales; Fabaceae
Source: the annotation of a GenBank genome assembly